Molecule: messenger RNA, 2752 nt
Organism: Xenopus tropicalis (tropical clawed frog)
Lineage: Eukaryota; Metazoa; Chordata; Amphibia; Anura; Pipidae
Gene: serinc1
Product: serine incorporator 1, gene 1
Exons: 10
Coding region: 16-1383 (455 amino acids)
Cellular component (GO): membrane; endoplasmic reticulum membrane
Source: RefSeq, a predicted model, not a curated record
UGAUGUAUUUGAGUUAUGAUACUUUGCUCCCUAAUACAAAUACCAUGCCUUUGUGGUAGUGCCCCAUGCCUGCUAUGCCGAUGCUGCCCCAGUGGAAACAACUCCACAGUUACCCGUCUCAUCUAUGCCUUCUUCUUGCUUAUUGGAGUGACAGUCGCAUGUGUAAUGCUGAUACCAGGAAUGGAGGAACAACUAAAGAAGAUACCUGGCUUUUGUGAUGGUGGGAUGGGUUCUUCAAUACCAGGAAUUAGCGGCCACGUUAAUUGUGAUGUACUGGUUGGCUACAAGGCUGUGUACCGAGUUUGCUUUGGAAUGGCCAUGUUUUUUCUUCUCUUUUCCUUACUUAUGAUAAAAGUGAAGAGCAGCCAGGAUCCCCGUGCUUCUGUCCAUAAUGGAUUCUGGUUUUUUAAGUUUGCGGCAGCAGUUGGAAUCACUGUUGGAGCAUUUUUUAUUCCUGAGGGUCCCUUCACAACAGUUUGGUUUUAUGUGGGCAUGGGUGGUGCUUUCUGCUUCAUCCUCAUCCAGUUGGUGUUGCUUAUUGAUUUUGCCCAUUCUUGGAAUGAAUCCUGGGUUGAAAAAAUGGAAGAAGGGAACUCAAGGUGCUGGUAUGCAGCGCUACUCUCAGCCACAGGAAUGAAUUAUGUUCUGUCGCUGGUGGCUAUAGUCCUUUUCUACGUUUAUUAUACCCAUCCUGAAGGUUGUGCAGAAAACAAGGCUUUUAUCAGUGUAAAUAUGCUGCUGUGCAUUGGAGCUUCAUUAAUGUCUGUUUUGCCUAAAAUCCAGGAAUCUCAGCCCAGAUCUGGUUUACUGCAGUCAUCAGUGAUAACUGUAUACACCAUGUAUCUAACUUGGUCAGCAAUGACCAAUGAACCAGACAGAAAAUGCAACCCCAGCUUGCUGAGUAUAAUUGGUUACAAUUCCACAAGCACUCCAGGCCAGGUUAAGGUUGUGCAGUGGUGGGAUGCUCAGGGAAUUGUAGGACUUGUGCUGUUUUUGCUGUGUGUUCUUUAUUCAAGCAUUCGAACUUCCAACAACAGCCAAGUCAACAAACUCACUUUGACCAGUGAUGAAUCAACCCUGAUAGAGGAUGGUGGAAGAAGUGAUGGUUCGAUGGAGGAUUCUGAUAAUGCACACCGAGCAGUGGAUAAUGAGAGGGAUGGGGUUACUUACAGCUAUUCCUUCUUCCACUUCAUGCUUUUUCUUGCAUCCCUUUAUAUCAUGAUGACGCUCACCAACUGGUACAGUCCUGACUCAUCCUAUGAAAUGAUGACCAGUAAAUGGCCUUCUGUUUGGGUGAAGAUCUCCUCCAGCUGGGUGUGUAUCGUGCUGUAUGUGUGGACACUGGUUGCCCCGCUGGUCCUUACCAACCGUGACUUUGAUUAGUCUGAUUUAAAUCUGUGUGCAGUUUUAUUCAGUGUAAAUGUGCCUGGAACACCAGGCUAUACAGUAUUUGCCUUUUCUGCAUGUUACAUCUUAACAUUUCUCCCAAAAGCAUGUUAUGGUAUAUGGACUGUGAGACUAGUUAAUUAGAGCUGCACUUCAUAAGCUUUAUUUGAGAUUAUGUUGUAAGCAACCUAAUUUAUUAUCAUAUGAGUAAACAGGAGAUGAUGUUACUUGGGUUUUAUGCUUAUAAACUGUUUUGUGGAAAGCAGUUUUAUUAUAAAAUGCAUUUUGCACAUUAGUUAGCACAGGAAAUUACUCAUAUUUGUUUGUGCUAGAGGUUAACUUUCCUUAAUUUUUUUUUUCUAAAUUAAUCAUUGAUGUUAUACUUUUUUUUUAUUCCCUAAUGCACAAAUGAAUUUCCUGUAACUUAAAGACUUUAAUGCUUAUGUCUAAGCAGCAUGAAAACACAAAUUUGACAGUCAAUAUGGUCAAUGAAAAUCUGAAACAAAUCUGCUAACCCCCUCAUAGCUGGAGCAUGUAAACAGAGACUGUACUAUAACUUUAAGGCCACUUUUCAACCAAAUGGUUGGACAGACUGACUUACAGCUAACAAGUUAGAUCAAAGUCUGCAGAGGCCGGUAAUACCAGAAAGUGAAAGAUUUUUGUCUAGCAGCAACUUUGUUUUCUCCUCUCUAAGGUUACCUUAGAGAGGAGAAAACAAAGUGGUCAAAGUGCCCCAAAUGAUAUUUCAUUUGGGGCACUUUGACUUUGACCACUGCUUCCAUCAGGCAAAAAAACAAGUGAUCAAAUGCCCUUCUCAGCUUUCUUACCCUUCCUGUGAAAAAUACUAGGAUAGUCGGACCUCUGUUUCAAAACUUUUGUGAACAUUUUUAAAUUCUGUCUGUCGCCGCUACAUGUGGUUCAGACACAGAUUAGUGUGGAAAGCCAUAAUAGGGGCUUUUUGACUGCUGCUAUUUUGCCCUUGUGAUGUAAGUGUAAAGCUCUAUUUUAACGUCAAUGACAGUUACCAUGACUAAACUGCAGCUUAUGCAUUUGAACUAUAUUUAAAAAAAAAAAAAAAAAAAAAAAAAAAAUAGGCCGAACAGUUUGUACAACUACAAGGUAAAAGUCAUUUCCCUUUUCGGUGUUACUGGUCCUUCUUGUGGCUUUUUUGAAUUUAUGCAACUCCAGCCAUUUUGAUUAGUUGUGUAAUCAUGCAGUUUAACCAUUGUAUUAAACUAUUGUGAGGUAAAUAGUUGUAUUUUAUUCUAUUUAGUAACUUCAUAACAUAUUAAAGUUAAUGGAGCAAACUUGUUUCAACUGUGAACAUGUCUGUUAAGGUGGUAUCUUAUUAAACAUAAUAACAAAA